CAGAGCCCCCAAGCUGACCGCGUGGUCUGCCAGCCAUCCGCGCUCGCCCCCUACCCCGGCCGCCGUGGCCGCAACCGCGCGCGCUCAGCUGUAGCCCCGCAGGCUGCGGCCGCAACCCGCCGCGCACGCCGCUGGCAUGCGCAAAUGGCGCAGCCUUUUCCCGCCAACCAAAUCCGAACGCCGUCGGUUAGCUCCACGAGCGGGAACGGGGGCCGACGCCCUAAAUUUACCCUCCGGAGCACGAUGUUUCCGGAGCCCAGCGAGGACGGCAGCCUCCACCGUCCCCGCGGGGGCGCACCCGUGCUAUUCGCGGUUCAACGCCACGGCCAUUUUUCUCUUCUCCCCGUCCUCCUCCCACCUCUCCGUCUCGCGCCAAAUUAAGCGCCUCUGGAACAAGGGUGGGUGGGUCGGGGGGAGAACACCUGAAGGCACAGCAGCUGAUGAAGUUGCCCUGCAAUGGGGAAAUUUAAGGCUCGGCUCCUUCUUCCCCCUGUCUCCGUCAGAUGAAAUUUGACUAAAAGGACGCCAUGGAGAGGAUCGAGGUUGACGCAGACUUUGUUGUUGCUGGCAAUUGGAAGCUACAUGGUGAACUAUGUAAGAAACUUUACACUAUAGUUCAUGAAGUUUCAAUUGCCAUCCCUGCCCUUGAGAGUACAAAACCUGGAAGUAAUUCUGGACUUCUGGCGUUGAGCUCCUUGCGCAUAGCUGUUGAUAAAGCCAAGAAUCUGCUUCAGUACUGCUCAGAGUGUAGCAAGCUUUACUUGGCCCUAACAGCAGAAUGUGUUCUUACAAAAUUUGAGAAAGCAAGAUGCGCUCUUUUAGAAAGUCUUCACCAGUUGGAAGAAACACUUCCAGAAGCAAUUGAUUCUCAGAUCCCAGAGAUUGCAAAUGAGCUGGAGAAUUCAUUUUUUGCUUUGGAUCAGGCUGAAAAGCAAGUUGGUGAUCAAGUGAAACAGAUAAUUCAGAAUGAGAAGAAAUCCAAUGGAUUCCUUGAUGACAAUGAACUUGAAUUCUUUCGGCAAACUAUUUUGAGAGCUGGCAUUACAUCAUCUGCUGCAGCUCUUACUGAGAGAAGAGCACUUAGAAGGCUUCUUGAAAGAGCCCAGGCAGAAGAAGACACAAAGAAAGAAUCAAUAGCAUCCUAUCUGCUGCAUCUUAUGAGGAAAUAUUCAAGUCAUUUCAGGAGCGAAACAAUGGAUUCCAUCAGCUCCCAGUGCUCAAGUCCUUCGUGCUCCUUCACUUCAAUGUCCAGCUCAACUGAUCUCCAUGGAAAUCUCGAGAAGCUCCUGCCUAGGUCUGGCUCCAUCAAUUUCAAGCAGAUUAAAGGGCUAUCAGGGAGCAUGCCAUUGCCACCUGAGGAACUAAGGUGUCCAAUCUCUCUGCAGCUCAUGUAUGACCCUGUUGUUAUCGCAUCUGGUCAGACCUACGAGCGAGCUUGCAUCGAGAAAUGGUUUAACAGUGGGAAUACAACCUGCCCCAAAACUCGGAAAGAGUUACCCCAGCUUUCCGUGACACCUAAUUACUGCAUCAAGGGUCUGAUAACAUCCUGGUGUGAACAAAAUGGGGUUCCAGUUCCUAACGCCCCGCCAGAAUCCCCAAAGCUCAAAUAUUUGAGGAUAACAUCUCUGAAGAGUAGCAAAUGCGUGGUGACGAAUGGUGUUAGCACGAUAUUGUUCGAGGACGCAGGCGCAAAAGACACAAAAGACGACAAGUUGAACACCGACGUUGCUUUGGAGAAGUGCUCUAGCCAUAAUUCCAGGGAAGCAACAUCUGAGACAUGCGAAGAAGAAGAGGAGGUAUCUGUGGAGAAGUGCUCUUUUCAGAAUAACCCUGUAGAGGCUGCACCGGAGAGAUGUGAACGCUGGCUGCGUGUGCUAAGCAAGGGCAGUGAGUGCAUCGACGAGCAGCGUGAGGUGGUCGAGCAGGUCAGGUUCCAGUUGAAGGGUGAUGAUGAGCUCAGGGACUAUGUGGGUGCUAAUGGUAUUACUGAGCCACUCACCUGCUUCCUGAAGAUGGCUCUCAGCAGAGAAGACGUGCAAUCUCAGGAGGUCGGAACAAUGGCUCUUUUCAAUCUUGCCGUCAGCAAUAACAGGAACAAGCGGCAGCUGCUCUCAGCUGGAGUUAUCCCUCUGAUGGAGCAGAUGAUGCAGAAACCGGAGACCUGCGAGGCUGCGGUGGCGAUGUAUCUCAACCUCUCCUGUCUGGAGGAGGCGCAGGCCAUCAUCGGGUCGAGCCAAGUCAUCCCUGUCCUGAUCAGGUGCCUGCAAGAAGAAGGGUACCGGAGCGACACGUGCCGGCUGGACGCGCUCCUGACGCUGUACAACCUGUCCCUGCACGCGCCCAACAUCCCGGUGCUCCUCUCGUCGGGCGUCGUCCACAGCAUCCACACCGUGCUGGCGCCGUCGUCGUCGUCGUGGACGGACCAGGCCCUGACCUUGCUGAUCAACCUGGCGCUGACCUGGGCCGGGAAGAAGGAGAUCGCGGCGAACCAGGCCAUCGUGGGCGACAUCGUGUUCAUCCUGGACAACGGCGAGGCGGCGGAGCAGGAGAAGGCGGUGUCGUGCCUGUGGAUGAUCUGCAACGGCGACGAGGGGUGCAGCCAGACGGUGCUGCAGGAGGGCGUGAUCCCGGCGCUGGUGUCCCUGACGGCGAACGGCACGGGCAAGGCCAAGGACAAGGCGCAGAAGCUGCUCCGGCUGUUCCGGGAGCAGCGGCAGCGCGAGCUGGAGCAGCAGCAGCCGCGGGUGGAGCUGCUCGAGGUGGCCAGCCAGGCCGCCGCGCAGCAGGAACAGGAGGAGGAAGAGCAGCAGCAGCAGCAACAACAGCAGGAGGAGGCCGCGGCGGCGGGGAAGACGGCGGCGUCCGAGCAGAGCAGCGAGGGCAAGAAGCCGCCGGCGCGGCUGAGCAGGUCCAAGUCCAAGCGGCUGGCCAGGGUCAUCACCUGCCUCAUCAAGAAGUGGACGACGCCAGGCGGCGGCGGCGACAGGUGUAAACUGUAACCCUGUAGAAUGUGUGGUGGUACUGUACCGUCACAUUCACCAAAAAUGUGUGUGCUCCUGAAGCUCCAUGUGUAAAAUACAACUAGCGAAA
Molecule: messenger RNA, 3090 nt
Organism: Triticum dicoccoides
Lineage: Eukaryota; Viridiplantae; Streptophyta; Magnoliopsida; Poales; Poaceae
Product: U-box domain-containing protein 6-like
Exons: 6
Coding region: 528-2999 (823 amino acids)
Biological process (GO): protein ubiquitination
Molecular function (GO): ubiquitin-protein transferase activity; protein binding
Source: RefSeq, a predicted model, not a curated record